AGUCUGAAAGAACGCGGAUUAUCGCGAUCUGCUUAUGAGUCGGCUGUAAAAGACGUGAAAGCUCAAUUGACACGGCAAAGAACGAACGCAGAAACGGCAUUCGAAGCGAAGCUUCGUGCAGAACUUGAGACGGAACUGGUUAAAUAUCGGCGUGCUCAGCUUCUGAUGAUGCACAGCAACGAGAAACGGCUAGAUGAGGAGGAUCUUAACGUAUUGGAACGUCAAAUGGAUAAUCGACACGCCAUGUUGCUGCGUCAUCACGAGGCAACAAGGGACGUUGAAGUCGCUCAGCUGAAGGAGACCCAAACAAUGAGGAAGCGCCACCAA
This is a messenger RNA of Ostertagia ostertagi, 327 nucleotides long. The record is from the annotation of a GenBank genome assembly. NCBI's taxonomy places the organism in Eukaryota, Metazoa, Nematoda, Chromadorea, Rhabditida, Trichostrongylidae.